Molecule: messenger RNA, 2073 nt
Organism: Drechmeria coniospora
Lineage: Eukaryota; Fungi; Ascomycota; Sordariomycetes; Hypocreales; Ophiocordycipitaceae
Exons: 3
Coding region: 1-2073 (690 amino acids)
Biological process (GO): lipid metabolic process
Cellular component (GO): cytosol
Molecular function (GO): acetoacetate-CoA ligase activity
Source: RefSeq, a predicted model, not a curated record
AUGGGUGAGCUCGUCAACGGCCACCGCGAUGCCUCGGAGGAGCUGUGGAGGCAUCCCAGUCCGGCGUCGACGCCCAUGUGGGCGUUCCUCCAGCACGUCAACAGGAACCGAGCCGUCCACCUCUCUGGCUAUCCGGCCCUCUACUCCUGGUCCGUGAACAACGUCUCCGCCUUCUGGGAGGAGGUCUGGGAUUUCGUCGGCAUCGUGGCCUCCCGAAAGGCCGACAAGGCACUCCCCGCCGACGCCCCCAUGUACCCGCGGCCCGACUUCUUCUCCUCGGCGCGCCUCAACUUUGCCGAGAACCUGCUCUUCCCGCCGACGGCGACGGCCAUCGACCCGUCGUCGCCCGCCGUCAUCACCGCCACCGAGCUCCAGGGCGACCUGCGCUUCACCUCGUGGGCGGCCCUUCGCGAAGCCGUCCGCCGGUGCGCCAACGGGCUCCGCGCCCUCGGCGUGCGUCCCCGCGACGUCGUCGCCGGCUACGUCUCCAACCACGUCGAGGCCCUCGUCGCCAUGCUCGGCGCCGCGUCCGUCGGCGCCGUCUGGACCGGCAUCAGCCCCGACAACGGCGUCUCCGCCGUCCUCGACCGCCUGAGCCAGAUCGCGCCUCGGGUGCUCUUCGCCGACAACGGCACCGUCUACAACGGAAAGGAGUGGUCCGGCACGGCCAAGACCAACGACGUCGUCGCCGAGCUGAAAAAGUCGGGCCUCGAGACCGUCGUCGUCGUCGGCAACGUCAAGGGAGAGCUCGGCACGGCCGAGCUCGAAUGCCACGGCGUCAAGGCCGUCGGCUACGACGCCUUCCUCGCCGCCGCGUCGGCCGACCCCCUCGUCUUCGAGCAGCUCCCUCCGUCCCACCCGCUCUACGUCCUCUACUCCAGCGGCACGACGGGCCUGCCCAAGGCCAUCGUCCACACGGCCCUCGGCACGCUCAUCCAGCACAAGAAGGAGCACAUGCUCCACUGCUCGCUCUCGGCCUCGUCUCGCAUGCUCUACUACACCACCACCUCGUGGAUGAUGUGGCAUUGGAGCGUCGGCGCCCUCGCCGUCGGCGCCACCCUCGUCCUCUACUCGGGCUCCCCCUUCCGGCCGCACGGCCAGCUCUCCCUCCCCAGGGUGCUCUCGGACCUCCGGGUGACGCACUUUGGCACCUCGGCCGCGUACCUGACGGCGCUCGAGGCGAGCAACACCCGUCCCGUCCUGGAGGCGGACGUGGACCUGUCCCGGCUCGAAGCCAUCUACUCGACGGCCUCGCCCCUGCCCCCCUCGACCUUCAAGUUCGUCUACGAGGCCUUUCCCAAGACGGUCAACCUCGCCUCCAUCACGGGCGGCACCGACAUCAUCUCGCUCUUCGGCGCGCCCUGCCCGCUGCUCCCCGUCCGCACCGGCGAGAUCCAAUGCGCCGGCCUCGGCAUGGACAUUCGCGUCGUCGACUCGAGCACGGGCGAGGAGGUUCCGGCGGGCGAGGCGGGCGACCUGGUUUGCGUGAAGCCCUUCCCGUGCCAGCCGCUGACCUUUUUCGGCGCCGACGGCGAGGGCAAGUACCGGGCCGCCUACUUCGACCGCUUCCACGACGUCUGCGGCGUGCGGGGCCCCGUCUGGCAUCACGGAGACUUUAUCAAGAUUCCCGACGCCGCCACGGGAAGCCUCGUCAUGCUCGGCCGAUCCGACGGCGUCCUGAAGCCGGCCGGCGUGCGGUUCGGUUCGGCCGAGAUCUACAACACCUUGACGCGAUUCUUCGCCUCGGAAGUGGAGGAUGCCGUGUGCGUCGGCCGCCGCAGGGAGAAGGACACGGACGAGUCCGUCUGCCUCUUCGUCGUCAUGGCGCCGGGGAAGGUCUUUGGCGAGGAGCUCGGGGCGCGCAUCAAGGCCAAGAUUCGCAACGAGCUGAGCCCCAGGCACGUGCCUUGCGUCGUCGAGGAGUGCGCCGGCGGCAUUCCCAAGACGGGCAACGGCAAAAAGAUCGAAGUUGCCGUCAAGCAAAUCAUCUCGGGCUUGACCGUCAAGACCAACGCCAGCGUCGCCAAUCCGGAAGCGCUCGAAUGGUUCGAGAGAUGGGCACAGAAAAACUGA